This is a messenger RNA of Cervus elaphus (red deer), 6491 nucleotides long. RefSeq names its product neuroligin 4 X-linked (gene NLGN4X). The transcript is spliced from 9 exons. Gene Ontology annotation, molecular function: signaling receptor activity; neurexin family protein binding. Gene Ontology annotation, biological process: postsynaptic membrane assembly; presynaptic membrane assembly; modulation of chemical synaptic transmission. The coding region runs from base 1066 to 3519 and encodes 817 amino acids. Gene Ontology annotation, cellular component: synapse; cell surface; postsynaptic specialization membrane. Lineage: Eukaryota; Metazoa; Chordata; Mammalia; Artiodactyla; Cervidae. The record is from RefSeq and is a predicted model, not a curated record.
GCCCGGGUCUCUGUCUCUCGGUACAGAGCGCUUAUUCAGACCUCACGUUGCCCUUCGAGCUCCGCCUGCGUCCCCGUUUCUUCCUCCCCAUCAGACUAUUUACGCCAGAAACACCGAAUUUUCCUGCCGACGGCCGGGGUCGGUGGUCCUCGCAUUCCUUCGGGGGCGGGGGUUGGGGGUGGGGGACGGUGUGCCAAUCUGGUUGGAAUUCGACAAAACCCCAGGCGGCUGGACUUAUACACAUCCUCCUGAAUCAUAACCAUCGGUCAGGGUUCCCUGGAAAAAUCUGGAUGUCUAACAGGAACGCUCAUAACCGAUGCGGCUUCUCCACGGCUGAGAUGACGGGCUUGUGUGAUGCACUGGAUAACGCACGUGACUGAUUAGGACCGGGCUGGGGUUUGCUGGGCAGCGACCCGGGGCGCGCUGGAGACCCCGGGGUGAAGACGGAUUGAUGGUAUCUGCUUGACCCGCUGCCCAGGGCCAUUUGGAAUGGCUGUGAACAUCUCUACGAAACCCCGGGUCGUCGGUCAUAAAGAUGAAAUUCUUUGGAGAAGCUUCCUUGAAUCCUUGUCAUAGAGUGGAGUAGACCAUUCUCAGCUGCUGCCUCGAGUAUUCUGCCAGAGGGAAAAAUGUGCUGAGAUGGAAAAGCAAUCAAGUAGAUUUUCAUGGAGGCAUUUUUAAAAGCAUCUUCUUAGAAGGGCGAUGUAAUGGCCGCCCGCUCUGCGUCGGCGUUCUGAUAAAGGAUCGUUGUUGCUGGGAGGUGCUGGACGGCCCCGGCCUCUUUGGAGCACUGUAACGGCGGGAAUCCGGUCCGAAGAUUAAGGCAGCGCAGCGGUCUUGCAAUGGGCGGCCAGGACGACCGGCGGGCUGGCUGUUGACCGUGGGCUCUGUCUAUGCCCCAUCGGGAGUGCGUCCGCAGGAAGCCCUUCGCCUCUCCCAGCUCUCGGUCCUUGGAAGCCCCUCUCCCUCCCCCAUUUCCCGUCCUCAUCUUCUCAGAAUAUCCUCCCCUGGACGUCCCCACCCACCCCCACCCCACCUCCCCAACCCUGGAUGCGCGGGUGAGCCAUGUCGAGACCCCAGGGACUGUUAUGGCUCCCGCUGGCCUUCACCCCCGUCUGCAUCAUGGUCAACUCCAACGUCCUGCUGUGGAUCACCGCCCUGGCCGUCAAGUUCACACUCAUCGACAGCCAGGCCCAGUACCCCGUGGUCAGUACCAACUACGGCAAGAUCCGGGGCUUGAGAACGCCGCUGCCCAAUGAGAUCCUGGGCCCCGUGGAGCAGUACCUGGGCGUCCCUUAUGCCUCGCCCCCCACCGGGGAGAGACGCUUCCAGCCCCCCGAGCCCCCGUCCUCGUGGACCGGGGUCCGCAACGCCACGCAGUUCGCCGCCGUCUGCCCCCAGCACCUGGACGAGAGGUCGCUCCUGCACGACAUGCUGCCCGUGUGGUUCACGGCCAACCUGGACACCCUGAUGACGUACGUGCAGGACCAGAAUGAAGACUGCCUCUACCUGAACAUCUACGUGCCCACGGAGGACGACAUCCAUGAUCAGAACAGCAAGAAGCCGGUGAUGGUGUACAUCCACGGCGGGUCCUACAUGGAGGGCACAGGCAACAUGAUCGACGGCAGCAUCCUGGCCAGCUACGGCAACGUCAUCGUCAUCACCAUCAACUACCGCCUGGGCAUCCUGGGGUUUCUGAGCACCGGCGAUCAGGCGGCCAAAGGCAACUACGGGCUCCUGGAUCAGAUCCAGGCCUUACGCUGGAUCGAGGAGAACGUCGGGGCCUUCGGUGGAGACCCCAAGAGAGUCACCAUCUUCGGCUCGGGCGCGGGCGCCUCCUGCGUCAGCCUCUUGACCUUGUCUCACUACUCAGAAGGUCUCUUCCAGAAGGCCAUCAUCCAGAGCGGGACCGCCUUGUCCAGCUGGGCCGUCAACUACCAGCCCGCCAAGUACACGCGCAUCCUGGCCGACAAAGUGGGCUGCAACAUGCUGGACACCACGGACAUGGUGGAGUGCCUCCGGAACAAGAAUUACCGUGAGCUCAUCCAGCAGACCAUCACGCCGGCCACGUACCACAUCUCCUUCGGGCCCGUCAUCGACGGGGACGUCAUCCCCGACGACCCCCAGAUCCUCAUGGAGCAGGGCGAGUUCCUCAACUACGACAUCAUGCUGGGCGUCAACCAGGGCGAGGGGCUCAAGUUCGUGGACGGCAUCGUGGACCACGAGGACGGCGUGACGCCCAACGACUUCGACUUCUCCGUCUCCAACUUCGUGGAUAACCUCUACGGCUACCCGGAGGGCAAAGACACGCUGCGGGAGACCAUCAAGUUCAUGUACACGGACUGGGCGGACAAGGAGAACCCGGAGACGCGCCGCAAGACCCUGGUGGCCCUCUUCACGGACCACCAGUGGGUGGCCCCCGCCGUGGCCACCGCGGACCUGCACGCCCAGUACGGGUCGCCCACCUACUUCUACGCCUUCUACCACCACUGCCAGAGCGAGAUGAAGCCCAGCUGGGCCGACUCGGCCCAUGGCGACGAGGUCCCCUACGUCUUCGGCAUCCCCAUGAUCGGUCCCACCGAGCUCUUCAGCUGCAACUUCUCCAAGAACGACGUGAUGCUCAGCGCGGUGGUCAUGACGUAUUGGACCAACUUCGCCAAGACCGGUGACCCCAAUCAGCCCGUUCCGCAGGACACCAAGUUCAUUCACACGAAACCCAACCGCUUCGAGGAGGUGGCCUGGUCCAAGUAUAACCCCAAAGACCAGCUCUAUCUGCACAUCGGCCUGAAGCCCCGCGUGCGGGAUCACUACCGAGCCACCAAAGUGGCCUUCUGGCUGGAGCUGGUGCCGCAUCUUCACAACCUGAACGAGAUCUUCCAGUACGUGUCCACCACCACCAAGGUGCCCCCUCCGGACAUGACCUCCUUCCCCUACGGGACCCGGCGGUCGCCCUCCAAGAUCUGGCCCACGACCAAGCGCCCGGCCAUCACCCCCGCCAACAGCAACCCCAAGCACGCCAAGGACCCCCACAAGACGGGCCCCGAGGACACCACGGUGCUCAUCGAGACCAAGAGGGAUUACUCCACCGAGCUGAGCGUCACCAUCGCCGUGGGCGCGUCGCUGCUGUUCUUGAACAUCCUGGCCUUCGCCGCCCUCUACUACAAGAAGGACAAGAGGCGCCACGAGACGCACCGGCGCACCAGCCCCCAGCGGAGCGCCGCCAACGACAUCGCGCACAUCCAGAACGAGGAGAUCAUGUCCCUGCAGAUGAAGCAGCUGGAACACGACCACGACUGCGAGUCGCUGCAGGCGCACGACACGCUGAGGCUCACCUGCCCGCCCGACUACACGCUCACGCUCCGCCGCUCCCCCGACGACAUCCCGCUCAUGACCCCCAACACCAUCACCAUGAUCCCCAACACGCUCACGGGCAUGCAGCCGUUGCACACGUUUAACACCUUCAGCGGGGGCCAGAACAGCACAAACAUCCCUCACGGACACUCCACCACCAGGGUAUAGCUCUGCAGACCUCCCGUUCCCCCUUCCCCGCCCUCUCGCCACGCCCCCUGCAACUGGAAGACCGACCAAGACGCACCAUCUCCAGACAAGGAAUGUGUUUCAUCCCACUGGCUUAAGACACGCUCUCUCUCACACACACACACACACAAACCCCCAAAGGGCGACCAUUGUGUCUUUGCAGACCUCCCAUGCUGGCAUUUCCCGGUACCACGAGAUCAACCUGCGACCCUAUGAAAUGUGAAACGUUAUCCAUUCGCUGGUAACAGUUCUUGCUUUGAAGACCCACCACCAUCCAAGCUAGCUGCGACAAGGACGUCGACAUUUCGAGGACCUGGGCGUUUCCAACCGUGACCGUAGAAGCUGACACCCUUCUGGAACUCAGCCAGGGACACCAACUUUUUUUUUUUUUUUUUUUAAAUCACAGUUGAAAAAAAAUAAUAAUAAUAAAGUUCUUUAUGUGCCACACGACAGAUGGCUCUCCUUAAGCGAAACACAAACAAAAACAACAACAACAAAAAAAAGAGUCUAUGGGCUUUUACCCAGCAUACGGAGCAGUAAUCCAGAAAAGAAGGAAAAGUAGAAUUUUAUUAUUAAAAUAAACGAACGGACUAUGCAGUUACAUACCUAGAGUUCUGUGCAAACAGAUGUUUUGCCAGCCUGAACUAUAUUUAAGAAACUUUGUAAAAAAAGAAAAAAAAAAGAAAGAAAGAAAAUGUAUAUAGCUGUGAGUUUUAAACAAACACACACGGAGAGAUAAAGAAAACAAAACAAAAAAACAAACAAACAAAAAAAAACGCUUUUAUUGGUGUUUUCAGUUUGAAAGAGCUUUUAGCAAGGUUGUACUCUCCAUUGUGAUCUGUAUGUAUAUAAAUCGGUAUAUACAUUAGUCAUAUCACCUCUGUUCCCUCCAAGACACACAGGGGGGCUUCUUCUUCAAUCCUUGUGGCCAACAGACAUGGGAUUUUCUAAGGCGUUUCAUUUGUAGGAGGAUAUGGUUGUCACACGGCGGACUCUGACCGUCCCUGUGACCAGGCUUUCUCCCCAUUUUUUUUUUUUGUUUUGUUUGUUUUGGGGGCUGGAAAGUGCAUGCAAUGGCAUUCUUAGGAGACUGGUUUUUUUUUUUUUCUUUGUUUAAGGCAAACUUUUAUUUUUGUGUUGUUAAAGGCUUCAUGACAUUGCACCCUGCCCACCCCUGAAGAAGGAUCCCCAGCGGCGCAGAGUCUAUUUAAAAGCUUGUUGAAUUACAAACAGUCACACGCAGAGAAAUCGCAGGGCCCCGGGAGGGGAGGGGAGGGGGUCGGGGAACAGAAUGCAAUUCUCAGUUCUGUAGUCGUGGCUUUUUGAAUCUGUUAAGCAAGAGUCGCUUCCCACCCCCAGGGUCCUGCCAAAAGGGAGAAAGAAAGCUUGUGUUUGGUGGGCCCGAGGUCUGCUGAGUCAAUAGGACUCUGUGUUCCCCAGCAGCUGCAGAAAUACCUGUUCAGCUUAGCUAAUCAGAUCGAAGGAGGGGGCAUGUGUCUCUCCUUUCUGGUGAGGUCCCUUAUUUAUCAGUAAGUGGGUUUGUUGUUGUUGUUGUUGUUUAAUUCUUUCUAUCAUUUAUGGGGUAAGACAUACGCUUGUCUGAAACGAUUAUCUUUUGUGCAUUUUGUGUAUCCGUCCCUGAUCCGUGGCUAUCACAGAGAGGAAACCGGGGAAGGGGACAGAAUACUGCAAGUGCUUUGUGUGGGGUUUUCCAGGAAGUUACAGAAUGGCUUGACUGUCAGGAUAACACACGGAAAUAUUCAGUCAUUCUUCACUGGGGAGGUGGGGAUGAGAAUCUUGGCGCCUCUGACACCGUGUCAUUUUUCUCAUCGUCCUUUUAGCUUUCCUUAAGGGAUCUCUUGCAGGUGUUGUCAAGGAAAACGGUAGCAACCAGGGUGACUUGACGGUUUGGCUUUCAAAAACUUAUUGCCGUGCCAGGAAAUAGUAGCCAAAGAUGAUGUCUCGGGGUGUGGUUAUCAGAGCAACUCAGCUAAGGUGCACGUUCUCAAGAAAGACAGUCCAAAUUCCUUGUCCCUUGGUACAAUCUUUGAUUACUGGAACCCCUAGACUAAAACUGUAUCAGUACUUCUUCAGUCUUGGAAAAUGCCCGCCCCUCCCCAACCCCCGGAAAAAAACAGUUCUUAGGAAGUCAAUGCAGACCAAUCUCCCAGUAAAAUACUGUUCACCUUGGUUCAGAUUUUAAGAGUGAGUCUGUGUAUGGACGUACCUGAAUAUGUACGUAAUCCCAACUUUGCACAGAGCGAGGUUCACACUCUCGGAGCUAAGAGGUGUCACGGGUAAGGUUUUCGUUCAUCCUGUUUUAAAGCUCCUGUCAGACCAUUUCUGCAAGCUAUGUAUUUAUGACCCCAGCUAAGCGGCGACAAAUAGGCUGUCCAGAAAACAACAGAGAAAGUGGCAUUCGACAGCCGUGUGGGACCGGUAUGUUUGUAAUGUGAAUUCCAGUAUUUGUUUAGUAUUUCCAAUCGUCUUCUGCUAGCAAUAUGCACAGUAAUGUAUCAGGCUUGUGACAUUUGGAUAAGGGGAAAAAAAAAAAAAAAAGAGUUCUUGUUAAGUGAAUAACUUUAGCUUUUACAAAGGGUUAUGAUCAAAAGCAAUUUAAUACACCUUAAAUGAUAUCUUAUUUCUACAUGGAAAGAAGUUAUAGAAUCUUCAUAGAGUUCUAUGAGAAUAAAAUAUACUUGCUAUCUAUAAAAAAGAGAAAAAUGAGAAAAAAAAAUAAGUUAAAAAAAAAAACUUUCCUAGGCUUUUAUUCUUGAACUUCACUGGCACGCAGGGUUUAAUGGUUUCUCGGAUUAUUAUUUUGCGAUUUUGUUUUUGAUUUUGCCUUAAGUAAUGAUAGAAGAUAUAUAUGGCUGGACACAUAUGUAUAAACUUUUCAGCAGCAUUUUUAAUAAUAAAAUAUCACAGUAUUUUCUAAUGCUUUGUGCAAAUAA